Molecule: messenger RNA, 2055 nt
Organism: Laccaria bicolor S238N-H82
Lineage: Eukaryota; Fungi; Basidiomycota; Agaricomycetes; Agaricales; Hydnangiaceae
Exons: 4
Coding region: 1-2055 (684 amino acids)
Source: RefSeq, a predicted model, not a curated record
AUGUCGAAACCUCCGUUAAUCCACCAAGCUACGUCAGCUACUGUGAUUCGACAAGAUGAUCCACCAACUGCCAACGACCAGUCGGAAAAGCCGUUGGAGGACUCGAAGAGCGAACAUACUACUGCAACGAAUCGUCAUGUGGCAGAAGAAGUGGUGCCCCGCGGUUCGGGGCCCAGUGUGCACGACAUCCUCGCAUUUAUUGGUAUCUCCAUUAUGCUGAUCUGGCCUUGGAUAUUCUUUGGCGUGGUUUGGGCGAAGAAAGGCAUUCAGAUGAAUAAUCAUGUCGCCAAAGUCAUCACGAAUAACCCUCACGCUACGACCUACUUCAUCACGCUCAUAUGCAGCAUCAUCUCCAUGAUCGUUAGCGUUCUAUUUUCUCUCUCAAUUAUUCGCUUUGCCCAGGAGUUGGUUUCCCAUCGCCACCCGACUGAACCUUUCACGCUCAGCGUGCUAUUAGCUUUCAGACGUCAGACCUGGCCCUGGGGAAAGAGUUUGAAAGACGCUAAGUCCCUAAUGACCAAAAAGAAAUGGUGGCCCGCGGUUUUGUUGAUCAUUUGCGUCCUCACCUUUCCACACUUGAUAUCAAGCACCACAAGUCUGCUAACUCCUGCCCCAUUCAAUCGAACGGUUGCGCUCACCGGGACCGAGCUCGACUUCUCAUCGACUGCUUCUGAUUGUCUAGCCUGGUUCGCAGCACAUCCGAUAGCCAAUAAUUGUGGCUGGCAGGUGAGUCACUACGAGACACUCCAAGAUACUUCGCUGAGGGCAUGUGGUUAUCAGUUUUAUAAGGGUAUCCCAUACACCAACUGCCUUGGAGAGAAUCAGAUGGUCGACGUCCUAGAAGCCGGCCGCGGUAACAUUCUUGAAUUAGUAACGAACAACACUCAAAGUCUGACCUUCAGUCAGCUCGGUGCUGAAGAUGGCCUACAUUUCUUGGGACCUAUCCGAGGCCUGUUGCCUAUUGGUCCCAACGGCGUCCCUGCUUUCAACACCCUCGCGCCUUCUCCCUUCUCGAAGCCGGAGGUAGUGGCGGGGAUGACUUCAUACAGCUACACCCUCAAUCAUCAAGGUCUUAAGAGCAACGUCAGUUGCAGUUAUGCGCAAACGAACCCUUUCGUAGUCGGGGCGUUGUUUCCUGGAUAUGGCGGGGCAAUACAAUACAACGCUAGCUGCGCUUCAUUAGGGGGAGCUGAGGUCUUGACGAACGUUCUGUCUCUCCAUUCAACCUACGGCAACAAUACGCUGGUGUACUGGGCAUGCCAGUCAGUUGUGAACGGGGUCCCAGUGGCUUCCUACACUGUCUACUUGACAGGGUACAACUUUUACAAAUCUGAGAUUGGGAAUAUCAUUUGUACCGUCAACCCGGUGCAGGCUGCCAUAUUUCCGGUGACGUACCAAUCCGCUGCGCGCAUUUUCACUACUGCGGGACCGACUAUAGCUGCUCCAAUCGCGUUUUCUACGCACAUCAACAAUGCGUUGAUUGGGCUGGGGGACAUCAUAAGCGAGGGCCAGAAUUUCCAAUCCAAUCAAGUCGCUGAAUCGGUUUUUACCUUUGGGGUGAAGUCUUUCGGGGUGCUACCUCAGCAAAGUUUCUUGUAUCUGCAAUUAUUUGAACAGAUGAUUCAAGGGAUUCUCGAAUACGAGACCACCUAUAUUCGAUUGAUAUACUCGACAGUUCCAAAUCCCCCAGCUUCUUGUAAGCGCAGUGUGGAUGGAAUGGUGAAAUACGCGGUUAUUGGCUGGUUUGUAACGAGCGCUAACAUUGGCUUCUUGAUUCCAAUGACAAUCAUCAACGGGGCGGCCUUGAUCGCACUCCUUCUAGCUGUUUUGCUGGCGAAGACUGGUGGUUAUAUCUUCCACCCUUUCCAUCCUAGGCCAGUUACCUACGGCGACCAUAUCGGCGAUCACGAACAGGUGCCUGAUGAAUGGAGACAUAAAGUUACUUUUCACCCCACGUCUGUGCGUUUUUUUGGAUUUUAUAGCGUAUUUUUCCAUUGCGUUGACUCUUCGAUCGGCGGUUCUAGGUCUUCAAGGAAUACUUCAAUAGCCAAGUGA